CAAGAAGCAUGUCAUCGCGCACGCUGCGUACAAUGCAGAGCCUCGGGCGACAGAGCAGCCUCGCCGAGCUCCACGGCGAGGCGCAGAACUCGGGCGGCUUUAUUGGCUACCUCACGACGACGGUCACCGACUUCUUCACGAGCCCGCACAGCGCGUGCAUCAAAUUCGCCGUCGUUAUGGCUGGUAUUGCCCUCACGCUGCCUGCGAUCUUGUUUCCAGUCUUUGUGAGCCUCAAAAUCGAAGGCCACGUGCACUGGACAUGGCUGCAGACGUUCAUCCCGCUCUUCAUCGUCACGGUCGUCUUGCUGCCCGUGUACAUGCUCUUGACGCAAAUCGACAACCCCAAGGUCGGCAACAACGACGAUGAUGGGCCGCCCGUGUCCAACGCCAAUACCGACUGCCACGCCAACGACACCGCGGUCUUGCUCGCUGCCUCGGACGCCGAGAACCCGCCCCAGAAAAUCAUGACGUGGGGAAGUGUAUUUACCUUGCUGUGCUCGCUGGUGGCGCACAUUUUCAUCGCGCUUCGCCUUGACGGGCACCUUGACUGGGCGUGGCUCUACGUGCUCUUGCCGUACUGCUUUGUCAUUCUCGUUGACCGGUCGUCCUCGAGCGUCCUCCAAGUGCUGCAAGUCGUCUUUGUCGCCGAGAAGCUCGACGGCGCCCUCACGUGGUCCUGGCUCGUGGUGCUUUUGCCAACAUGGCUGCCCCUCGCCGUCAUGCUCAUCGUCUUUCCUAUUGGCGCCGCCUUUGCGGUGCUCAUGUUUGCGGGCGACGACGACAGCCCAUCAUCGCCCACGCCGUGGUGCUUUGCGACAUCGGUCUUUUUGGGCGUCUUUUCGUUCUUCGCCUUGGUCACCGGUCCGCAAUUGCUGAUCGUCCUUCGCCUGCAGUACUUGACGUUCUCGACCAUGUGGAUUUGCGUGCCGUGGAUCAUCAUGUACAGCGUUGUCGUCGUCCUCGCGACGCUAGCGGUCUUGAUCCUUGCGUUCCACGGCAAACCGACGGCGUCUCUCCAGGAGAACACGCUGACCAGCGACUACGGCUCUGUCUAA
Messenger RNA from Saprolegnia parasitica CBS 223.65, 1055 nucleotides. RefSeq lists its product as hypothetical. The record is from RefSeq and is a predicted model, not a curated record. The transcript has 5 exons. Lineage: Eukaryota; Oomycota; Saprolegniomycetes; Saprolegniales; Saprolegniaceae. Bases 9 to 1055 code for a protein of 348 amino acids.